GAGUCGCCCGCCGGACCUACGCAGUGCGACGCCACGGCAAAAGCCCCUCACAACGACUUCAAAGAGGACAAGUACUACUACAAGGGCAAGACGCAGACAGCAUCUGGCGAGAAGGCCAUCCAGCAGAUGAUCAUGGCCGGUGGACCAGUGGAGACCGCUUUCACUGUGUUCUCAGACUUCGAGCUUUACACCUCCGGGAUCUACCACCACGUGAGUGGUUCGAUGGCAGGCGGACAUGCUGUGCGAAUGGUUGGCUGGGGCGUCGAUGGCGGUGUGAAGUAUUGGAAGGUUGCAAACUCCUGGAACCCGUACUGGGGUGAGAAGGGCUUCUUCCGCAUCAGGCGCGGAACUAACGAGGGUGGCAUCGAGGAUGAUGUUGUUGGCUCUUCCAGCGAUGCGCAGUGGGGGCGCGGAUCGGGUGCCGCGAUUGUCGUUUGA
Symbiodinium necroappetens is the source of this 438-nucleotide messenger RNA. The record is from the annotation of a GenBank genome assembly. Lineage: Eukaryota; Dinophyceae; Suessiales; Symbiodiniaceae.